Gaeumannomyces tritici R3-111a-1 is the source of this 738-nucleotide messenger RNA. RefSeq names its product tryptophan dimethylallyltransferase 2. Gene Ontology annotation, molecular function: transferase activity, transferring alkyl or aryl (other than methyl) groups. The transcript has 3 exons. Gene Ontology annotation, biological process: alkaloid metabolic process. The record is from RefSeq and is a predicted model, not a curated record. The coding region runs from base 1 to 738 and encodes 245 amino acids. Lineage: Eukaryota; Fungi; Ascomycota; Sordariomycetes; Magnaporthales; Magnaporthaceae.
AUGUCAGAUCACCUUAGGGUGUUCCGCAACCUGGUGGAGCCGCUCUGGGACGGCGCGGGCACGGACGAGAACCCGUUCACGGGCGCGCAAAUGCCGGCCUUCUUGCCACUCCUCCGGCAGGCCGCGGGCCCCGACGCCGACACGCGCUGGUUCGAGCAGGCCUGGGACGCCUGGCACGUGCCGGGCGCCAAGGCCCGCACGGCGCGGCGGGCGCUGCCGCCGCACCUCGCGCGCAUGCCGCAGGUCUACCUCGCCUUCGACCUGCACGGCGGCCGGCGCGCGCUCAAGUCGUACCACUUCCCCACCACCAAGCACCUGGCCACGGGCCGGCCGACCGAGGACCUGGCCUACGACCUAUCCGGCACCUCGAGCCCGGCGGCGAGGCUCUGGCCCGGUCGACGGAUGCCGGUCGAGAUGCUGGCCAUCGACAACGUCGACCCGGCGGACGGGUCGGUGCGCGUCAAGAUCUACGCGCGCACGCCGUCCAACUGCAAGGACGCGCUGCGCGACGGCCUGACCCUGGGCGGGGCGCAGACGGACGCGGCCACGCUGGCGGCCGUCGAGCACGCCGAGCGGUUCUGGCACCUGGUGCUGGACGACCGAGGAAAAGUCGCGAGCGUGGCGGAGGGACUGCGGCGGCUAAUGCCGGCUUUGGUCGUCCCGGAGGUCUUACUGCUUUCUGGCCAGCAGUCUUCUUAUGCUUUUCGUCGUCGUAGGACGGCGGAAGCCGAAGGGUGA